UAAAAACGCUUUGGUUGGUUUGGUUUGGGGAUUUUCGAUUUAUUUUGGUAUGUUAAUCGCAAAAGCAAUUUAACAGAGUAUUCUGAAUUAUAGAUAAGAAAGACUUCUAUGUGUUUGCUCAAACAUGUCUGAAAAACUUGGCUUUGAAGAGCUUCGAGCAAAAUAUAAAGAUGUUCUAUCCAAAGCAUUUGCCACCAAUAAUAUUGACCUGCUGGAUUCCUUCACAAAAAACACCAGUGAAGUGGACAGGAAAGCUGCCAUGGAUCAGGCAUUUAGAGAUAAGUUAUUAGAACUGCUGGUUGAAGAACCUAACACUUUAGAAAACUAUGUCUGUUUCUGUAUAGAGUCGUGUAGACGGCAGAUGGUAACUCCUACGAUGCCAGUCGUCUUGCUGGGAGACAUAUUUGAUGCCCUCACCUUGAACAAAUGUGAGAAGAUGUUUACUUAUGUAGAAAAUGGUGUAAAUAUUUGGAAAGAAGAAUUGUUCUUUGUAGCAUGUAAGAAUAAUCUGCUCAGAAUGUGCAAUGACUUAUUGAGACGUUUAUCGAGAUCCCAAAACACUGUCUUUUGUGGUAGAAUCUUGCUAUUCUUGGCAAAGUUUUUCCCAUUCUCGGAGCGCUCUGGACUUAAUAUAGUGUCCGAAUUCAACCUUGAAAAUGUGACGGAGUUUGGGGGAGAUAGUACAAGUACACUUAAAGACUCGCUGGACGAAGAAAUGGUUGUGGACACUGAGCAAAACAAACUGAACAUAGACUACAACUUGUAUUGUAGAUUCUGGAGUCUGCAAGAUUUCUUCAGGAACCCAAAUACUUGUUACAAUAAAAUACAGUGGAAAACAUUUGUUGCACAUUCAGGCAGUGUUCUCUCAGCAUUCUCAUCGUACAAGUUAGAAGCUAUCGAACUACAGAAGGCUAAACUGAACAGACUGAAGACUGUAGGUGGUGACGUAGAAAUGUCAGAGUCAAGCAAGGAACAACAUUACUUCGCUAAGUUCCUCACCAACCAGAAGCUGUUGGAACUUCAGCUGUCCGACUCGAACUUCCGAAGAUGUGUUCUGAUACAGUUCCUGAUACUUUUCCAGUAUUUGACGUGUACAGUAAAGUUCAAAAUGGAGUCGCAAGAGCUAAAAAGUGAACAGCUGGAUUGGGUCAAAGACACGACAUCCCAGGUGUACAAACUGCUAGGUGAGACGCCACCAGACGGCACUCGCUUCGCGGAUUGUGUCAAACGCAUCCUCCGCCGCGAGGAGCAUUGGAACACCUGGAAGAAUGAUGGAUGUCCAGAGUUCCAAAAACCCAAACCUCCAGUCCAGACUGACUCAUCGGAUGACAUCAAAAAGGCGAAGAAACGUCGCCGUCCGGUCGGCGACAUUAUCAAGGAGUAUGAAGGGCAGCAAAAAUUCUUUAUGGGAAACAAUGAACUUACAAAGCUGUGGAAUCUAUGCCCAGAUAACUUAUCCGCCUGUCGCACCAAAGAAAGAGACUUCAUGCCGUCGUUAGAAUCCUACAUGCUAAGUGGAGCGGGCACUGGCGGUAAACGAACUAACUGCGGCGGGUGGGGCUGGCGCGCGCUUCGUCUACUGGCGCGUCCCUCGCCGCACUUCUUAUGUUUAUUGUACUACUGUUCUUCCUUAGAAUCCUACAUGCUAAGUGGAGCGGGCACUGGCGGUAAACGAACUAACUGCGGCGGAUGGGGCUGGCGCGCGCUUCGUCUACUGGCGCGUCGCUCGCCGCACUUCUUCGUGCACACAAACAACCCUAUUGGACGCCUGCCCGACUACCUGGACGAUAUGGUGGACCGCGUGACGCGAGAAGUGGCAGCGAAUGCCGCAGCAGCGAACAGCACCAACGGCGACUCGUCAAGUCUCUCCAGCGACAAAAAUGCCAAGCAGGAGACUCAGGACUCGGAAGAAAUUACUGAAGAGCAAAUGGAGGCGGAUCUGAUCAAAGAAGGAGACACUAAUGAUAUCGAACAGGUCCCCGACUCAACUCACGCCGGCGAAGACGACUACGACAAAACCGCUCGCUCCAAAGUGACCAUGAUCAACCCAACACAACUAGACGCGGUUUCCGCAAAACUCGUUGACUGGAAGAAACUCGCCGCCAAACUAGGCUAUAAGCCCGACGAAAUACAAUUCUUCGAGUCUGAAAACGCUACAGACGCGGCAAGAGCUAAAAAUAUGCUACAACUCUGGUUCGACGAUGAUGAAGACGCUUCUGUAGAGAAUCUACUGUAUAUCAUGGAAGGUUUAAAGAUGGCCGAUGCGUGUGAAGCUUUACGGAUCGCGAAAUGACAUCUAAUGAAAACUAGAUGUAAGAAAAGACAAUAAAUACGUUAUACUUAUUUGUAA
Molecule: messenger RNA, 2350 nt
Organism: Ostrinia nubilalis (European corn borer)
Lineage: Eukaryota; Metazoa; Arthropoda; Insecta; Lepidoptera; Crambidae
Gene: Hpr1
Product: THO complex subunit 1
Exons: 11
Coding region: 125-2293 (722 amino acids)
Biological process (GO): signal transduction; regulation of DNA-templated transcription elongation; mRNA export from nucleus
Cellular component (GO): THO complex part of transcription export complex
Molecular function (GO): protein binding
Source: RefSeq, a predicted model, not a curated record